Cololabis saira (Pacific saury) is the source of this 1106-nucleotide messenger RNA. It is a transcript of the gene csrp2, whose product is annotated as cysteine and glycine-rich protein 2. Gene Ontology annotation, cellular component: cytoplasm; Z disc; nucleus. Lineage: Eukaryota; Metazoa; Chordata; Actinopteri; Beloniformes; Belonidae. The coding region runs from base 151 to 732 and encodes 193 amino acids. Gene Ontology annotation, molecular function: structural constituent of muscle; actinin binding. Gene Ontology annotation, biological process: sarcomere organization; muscle tissue development. The record is from RefSeq and is a predicted model, not a curated record. The transcript has 6 exons.
UGUGGAGUAUGUGGCAUUCUGUUUCCAGUGUAGUAAAACCCGUUUCCGAGGCACAACCAUCUGCUACACGAUCAACACUUUGAGCCGGAGCUCCACACGUCUCCCUUCGUGACCACUGACUACUAUCUCGUACUUUAAGAAGCAGACGCCAUGCCCAACUGGGGAGGAGGUAACAAGUGUUCAGCGUGCGGUGGGACGGUCUACCACGCCGAGGAGGUGCAGUGUGACGGGAAGAGUUUCCACAAGUGCUGCUUCCUCUGCAUGGUCUGCAGGAAGAGUCUAGACAGCACCACGCUGGCCAUCCAUGACCAGGAGAUCUACUGCAAGUCCUGCUACGGGAAGAAGUACGGGCCCAAGGGCUACGGCUACGGCCAGGGGGCCGGCACCCUCAACAUGGACCGGGGGGAGCGGCUGGGGAUCAAGCCGGAAGAGACUCAGACACACAGGCCCACCACCAACCCCAACCCGUCCAAAUUUGCCCAGAAGUUUGGGGGGACGGAGAAAUGCCCGCGCUGCGGAGACUCCGUCUACGCGGCGGAGAAGAUCAUGGGAGCAGGCAAGCCGUGGCACAAGAACUGCUUCCGCUGUGCCAAGUGUGGGAAGAGCCUGGAGUCCACCACGCAGACGGAGAAGGAUGGAGAGAUCUACUGUAAAGCGUGUUACGCCAAGAACUUUGGGCCCAAAGGGUUCGGUUACGGCCAAGGAGCCGGAGCUCUGGUGCACGCUCAGUGAAGCCGGGGCUCUGGUGCACGCUCAGUGAAGCCGGGGCGGGGCCCCCGCCAUCGCCAUGACGACCGCCAACGCCCACCACCACGCCCACCUACCAUCCCCUCACCAUGCUGGUUUUCCAUCAAACCCUCCCCUAAUGAAGUGCCUUCAUACGGAAGAGUAUUAGGGCCAGGCAGGAGGGAAAUAUUUUAGGGGAAGAUUUUUUUUUUCAUUAUGCACUUCAAAAAAAAAGUUGAGAUGGUGAGAAAAAAGUCAACAUUUCGAGAAUUAAGUCAACCUUCUGAGACUAUAACAAACUGUUUUUACAAAAUGCCUCGUAGGCCUAUAGACACUCCAAGGAUGUUAGUUAGUUAGUUACGGCUGCUGCUGCAGAGCUG